AUGUUUGGGCGGGGGUGGAGCCUGAGCUGGCUGUCGGAGUCGCUGCCGAACAAGCCCCACACCCAGAUGCAGUGGCGCUCCGUCCCGGGCUACAAGGGUCCAGGGGGGUCCCUGGAGGUGCCAAACAGGGGCCAGCUGCUGUUCCGGCGCUUUGGCCCCGACUCAUGCAUCGUGGAGCUGACCAUCGGUUACGAGGUCCCCGGCCUGUUGCAGCCCUUUGCCAGCGUGCUGACCCCCACCGUGGAGGGCAUCUUGCGCACUGACAUGCAGCGCUUUGCACGCUAUGCCGUGGACCACCAGGCACGACCACAGGCUUGA
Molecule: messenger RNA, 318 nt
Organism: Auxenochlorella protothecoides
Lineage: Eukaryota; Viridiplantae; Chlorophyta; Trebouxiophyceae; Chlorellales; Chlorellaceae
Exons: 2
Coding region: 1-318 (105 amino acids)
Source: RefSeq, a predicted model, not a curated record